Messenger RNA from Caenorhabditis sp. 36 PRJEB53466, 3072 nucleotides. Lineage: Eukaryota; Metazoa; Nematoda; Chromadorea; Rhabditida; Rhabditidae. The record is from the annotation of a GenBank genome assembly.
AUGGUAGUCUACGACGACGUCUCCAACUUUUGUAAUUUGUCGCCCACGUCGACCGUCUCGACGUCUUCUUCUUCCUCUUCUUCUUCUUCUUCUUCUGGAAUGGUUUCUCCGGUUAGUCUCGAAAAUUGAAAACUUGAAACAACUGCCGAACUUUUAGGUGUACGAAAACGUGGAGGAGCUGACGGGACUGUGCUCGCGGAGCUGGAAGAUGAUCGGAAAGAGGAGCUCGAAACCGUCGAUGAGCGACUUUUUGGCCCAAAUUCCGCCGCCGCCGCCCGUUUUCGAAGAGGACCACCGAUUCGGGCCGGGAUUCAUGAAAAGGUCGGUCGGUUUUAGAGAUUUAUAUGGGAAAAAGUACGUCGGACGGGGUGUAAUUGAAAUCAAACAUCCGCCACCACUUUUAGACCCUUCACACAUCAUCGGAACAGAUCAGAAGCGCUUGGCAUCCUGCCAACAUCCUGUUCUCCCAACGAAUUGUAACAAAAGAGAAUGAUCGAAUUAAGAGAAGAAUUUAUUUGAAUAACACGGUCUCCAGAGCAGAGAAUGGGCGCGCAAGUGCGCCCCGCCCAAUAGAGCGGUACAUUGGCGCGAAAUUCAAAUUUUAACAGCAAAUUUUGUGUUUUUUGCCAGAUUAGCCACGAAAAACCGAUAAUUUCUCAUUUGUCUUUCGAUAGACCGAUUGUAUAGGCCAUUGCGAAUUUUUUAAGCGAAAGAGCGUCAAAUUUGGUCACGUCGCAAAUCACAUUUAUCCGUUUGAAGGUUUUUGGCUAAAACUGCGUGAAUUUUAGUUGCUUUUCAGUAGUUUUUGCGGUUCGAGCGCUCAAAAUUCUUGUAUUUACGUGAUUUAUCAUUCUCAAAACCAAUUCUGUCUGAAAACGGUCAAGAAAGCGCAAAAUGAGAAGGCGGCGAUCGGCGGCGAAGGCGAAAAAGCAAAGUCGGCGAAAAAUGCGCCAAAACGUCAUUAAUUCUGAGAAUUAGUGUGUUUUCAUGUCGAACAAUCAUUUUUCAUCGCCGUUGACCACAAAAAUCAGAGAAAACGUGCUCAAUUCAUGAAAACGCCAUUUGGCCGCCGAGGCCACGCUCAUAUUGUCAGCUCUGGAGACCGUGUAUUAAUAAAGCUUUAUGGAGACGAAAAAUUGUCGGGAAAAUGCAUUAACGGACAUUCUCAACAGUCUCAUUUUGAAAAUCAUGGUUAUUGAUUAGUAAGACAACAAAAACGAAGACACAAUUUGUCAAGUCGUCUAGUAUUGAGCCUAAAGGGAUAAUUUCAGAUGCGCGGAACCGUCGCCGACCUCCUCCUCCUCCUCCUCGUCGACGUCUUCCUCUUCUGCCUCGUCGCGCCGUCCGAUCAUGCCGGCGGCGGUCCUUGCGCCCGUCUCCGCCUCCUUCUCUCCGUCUCCGCUCCCUCUCCCUCCUUCUGCUUCUUCUUCUGCUUCUUCUUCUUCCGUUCAUCGCUGCUUCGACAUGCGUCCGUUGUCGUUGCCGCACAAAGAAAUGCAGCGGAUCGAGCGGGAACAGUCGCACAGGUCGGUCCUUCCACUCAUCCACAACCGCUUCGAUAUUAUUCCCCACUAUUAUGCUCUUACUCCCGCAUGUCCCAAAAGGUAAUACUGCACUUUUUCACUGUUUCAAACGGUUUUCAACUAACUGCUAUAAAAGAAAAACAAAAUUCGGAAAUCCUAGAUGCUGAUGUUUGUUUUUAAAGUUUUCGAGGUUCCGGAUCCAACCAGGGACCACCGAUCCGCACCUAAUAUUCUUUUUUGGGGAAUCACUCUGAAUUUGUCAUAGACACUUUCCCGUUCAAACUUUUUCAGAAACAACUUUCAGUUUUACAAAUUCUACAAAAACCCGCCCAACUUUUCUCUGUUCUCCUCCUGCAAAUGCUUCCGUUUUGUAAACAAGAGGGACAGUUUUCGGCCCAAAAAAGUGGAUUCGUUUCCACUUUUUACGGCCAAAGAAUGUCCCCAUUUGGAGAUCACUUAAACAAGAAAGCAGAAGAAGAAGAGGAAGGCGAAAAGACCGACAUCGGGGCCUAUUUUGACGUCAUUUGUAUGCCGGUGAUUGCAUAAUAAUAAUGGAUACUUGACCGAAAAACCCACUUGCCAAUUUAUCAGUUCAUUGAUCAAUUUGGGCGAGGAUUGUGUAGCCUAGAACAUUAAAGUCUUGUAACUCAAAAACGAACAGUUUUUGAUCAAAGCGUUCAAUUACAAAGUUGUUCAGCACAAAUUUUAAAACAUUUUUGUAGUUGACGACUUUUUGAAAUAAUUGUUGGUUCUCGAGAUGUAAAGCUUAGGAGAUUGGGAACUCUUUUUCAGAGGCAUUUUCACUCAAAAUGAUAUAUCUCGGCUGAGAAUAAAGUUAUGAAAAAGUUGUCAACUAGUGAAUUACUCGCCAAAAUCUUGUGCCCAUUUUUUCAGUUGACCACUUUUCGGCAUCUCCACCACCAGCUAAGAUAUAUUGUUUCGAAUGAAGUCUGAUCGAUGUGAUCUUUCCGAUCACUUCCUCCUCAUUAUUUCUCGUCGAUCUUUCCAUCUCCUAAUUAUAAACAGCUUAUUAAGUAGUCCUCAUCCUCCUCAUCAUCUUCAUGCGAGGCAAAAGUGUUUUGAGAAUAGAAUAAAGAAACCAUCGGAAUCUUCGAAGGAAGAUUCCGAAGCGAGAUUUACGUAACGAGAAGCGAUCAGAGAUCAAGGAAACAGGUGAACAAAAGGAGAUCGGAGGCCGAAAGUGGCCAAAAUUAUUGGGGAUCUCUAAUUUAUUUGGAGAAUUCGUAGCAAAAAAUCGAUAAGCAUCAAAAGUUCAUUGACCGUGUUUGGAGACCUAUAUCUUGAGAACCAGUGAUUAUUUCAAAAAGUGACAAGCAACAAAAAUGCAGGAAAUUUCAUGCUGAACAACUUUGUAAUUGACAACUUUAUCCCAAAAUGUCUCACUUUUAAGUUAUCAGCGAUUAAUUGCAGAGUGCUCAUCAUAACCCUGCUGAUCAUCACCAUCUUCAUCGUGCUCAUCGCCCUCUCCAUCUACAUUUUCUUCGACGAAAUCGAGAAUCACAUCAACAACAUUGCCGACAGUUUUUGA